UUGGUUGCGAAGCGAGAAGGAGUAGGCUUCGGUUGUGGUUGGUCUCAUUUUCUUUACGGUGAAGGCCGCCCGGAAGUAGCUCUUCGGACAAGUUGGGGAGAAAACAACCAAAACGGCGGAGUUUAAAACGGCGGCUGGGCUUCCUCGAGGCUACUUGAGCCAUGGCGGGCACAGCGCUCAAGCGGUUAAUGGCGGAAUAUAAGCAAUUGACUUUGAAUCCUCCUGAAGGCAUAGUAGCAGGGCCUAUGAAUGAAGAAAAUUUCUUUGAGUGGGAAGCUUUGAUAAUGGGUCCAGAAGACACUUGCUUUGAGUAUGGUGUUUUCCCUGCUAUUCUGAGUUUUCCUCUUGAUUAUCCCUUAAGUCCUCCAAAGAUGAGGUUCACGUGUGAAAUGUUUCAUCCCAACAUUUAUCCAGAUGGGAGAGUUUGCAUUUCCAUUCUUCAUGCUCCUGGAGAUGAUCCCAUGGGCUAUGAGAGCAGUGCAGAACGAUGGAGUCCUGUGCAAAGUGUAGAGAAGAUCCUCUUGUCAGUGGUUAGCAUGCUAGCAGAACCAAAUGAUGAAAGUGGAGCCAAUGUGGAUGCUUCUAAAAUGUGGCGAGAAGACAGAGAGCAGUUCAACAAAAUAGCCAAGCAAAUUGUCCAGAAAUCACUUGGUCUUUAAAAAAACACAAAAACAAAAUAAAACAUGAAACUUGACAAUCCUACUGUUGAACUUUUUACAGACAGAGAGCAAUAAUAGUACUCUGAGUUGGUACCAAAAGGCAAAUCUUGCAAAAUUGUUCAUGAGUUUUUUGCAUGCACCAACUCUUUUACACUUUGGAAGAAAAAUCGUUCUCAGUUUAAGACAUACCAGUAGAUGGAUUGCAAGUACUGUAGUGCCGUAAUCAGUUUCUAUUAGUAAAAACUUGUUGUUAUAUCUCUCCAGUUAUAUUUAUAAUGAUUAUUGUAUUACCUUUCAUUGCAGUACCAUUCACCUGUGUAAGUAGUGGGAUUGAGACGAUCUGUGAAUACCUUAGUGCUUAGAAAAGUAUUAAAAUAUUGUUAGUGGAACCUGUUUGCUGCCAAUGAGAGUUAUCCUUUUAAGGAUAUUUUAUUUACAUAAUCUAAUUUAAAAAAAAGAAUGUUGACCUUCAAAAUGCUACACAAUAAAAUGAACGAUCUUUGUCCUGGGGAAGAAGUGGUCAGUGUAAUCUCAUUUCCUGAUAUAGCAUUCUGCUUGCCUAAAUGAAUAACAUUUUAUAUGAUUGGGCUUAAAGAUAUUCAAAAUCAAUAUAGGUCCUCCUGAGGCAUAAACUGAACUUGGUGUAACUCCAAUAGGCUCAGUGUUACUUGAACAAUCAUUAUUCUUAAAAAUAUUUGUUUUCUCUGAUAGGCAGCCCCUACCCAUGAUAGAUACAAGAAAUAAUAAGGUGACUAUAUUGCAGAAGAGCAAACUUUUCCCAGUUCAGAUCAAUGAGCUUUUGUGUCUAAUAUAAAUAAUCACUAUUAAAUCUAAAAUUGUCUACUCAGUAGUUCGAAUGGAGCAGCAUUCAGUAUGAACUUUGCUGAAGAAUUAAUGACUUCUAAUAUCAGUUAUUCUUGUAAUUUCCUAAGGGUGCAAUUAAAGGGAAUAUGCACAUACACACACACACCAUUCCUCUAUUCAUUGAUUUAACUGGGCAGAGUUAGAGCAGUAAGGAACAGGUUUGUGAAGGAUAUUUCAUGCAUAUUGUAGAAAUCCACUACAUUAAGAGGAUCCCAAUUGCUCUACAUCUGUACUUCUUUAGGAUGUAAAGUUCAAAUAUAUCAUGUAGGAAAUAUCUUUAACAACUGAAUUAAGCCUUAAACUAUACUUAAAUGUUUCAGUUCAAUCAAAUCAGUGUUUCACAUUUAAAUCAAUAUUUUAUAGAUUGGCAGUAAGGACUAGUUCAAUAAAAUACAUUUUAAAUUCACUUCAUGUAACUUAUACUGAACUUGACUUGGUAUCAUCCAAAAUGGAAUUGCAUCCAUUGAAUUUUAGGGUUUAGUGGUAUACUUUGGCCAGUUCACAUAUUAUUGUAAUAGUAUGUUUCCAAUGGAAAUUAGUACCCUACUCUGACUGUACCACUGGAGAAGGGGAGUCCCGGCCUUUCCCUACUUAUAUGAAGCCUGAUCUUCUAAGCGCAAUGCCUUCCCAUUGGAUGAAAAUCUAAAGUAUAUUGAGAUGUGGUGGUGGUGGUGGUGGUGGUGGGAGAGAAAUGUAAACGGGUGUAGAUUGGGAUGGUGUAAAAUGAUGUAAGUGUUUUUCCAAAAUACCAUGCUGGAUGUUGCUUCUCUGCGUGUAGGACUUGUUUAUUCAUUUUAGAAUUUGUAUGGUGCAGUUUGAAGAAUGCAACGUACCUAUAUCCUUAAAGGAGAGCGUUAUAAACUUCUUUUACUUAUUUCUGGUUCAGAGUUCUGAGGAAAACCAUCUGUUCAUAUACAAUGUUCAUGCAUAUUUUUCAAAAUCAUAAUUUAAAUAUAAAAUGAAAAUAAGGGCAUAUUUUUCUUAAGAAUACAAUAUUAAUAUAUUAAUAGUUUGGAAAAUAUUGUACUUCAUCAUGGAACAAUGUGGAAGAGGGUGCAUUUUGCUGAAGUUAAAUGCCAUCAUGGUAAAAUGCAGAUUGUUGCUGAGAACAAAAGUAUAUGAGCCAAUUUGGGGUUGGAUAUUGUAGAGAUAAUGUCAGUAACACUCCUAAUUCAAUUGGCAUUUGAUGGGAGAUUGUUUAAAUUUGAAGAGAGUUAUUUUUAAAUUGCCUAUUAGGACUGGAAAGCAUUCAGAAGAUGUGCUUUGCCAAGUGUGUUAGCAUAAAUGAGUAAUUUGAAGUAUUAAAACAGCUGUAUCUUUUGCCAGGUUUAUCUGGCUGGUUCAAAAGCGGUACCUGAUUGACUGUGUGUGCAUCUGCAUGUGCAAACUCCACUUGUGGGGCCAGGCUGUGAUUGCACAUGCAUGCAGAAUCAGGGAAGAACCUUGCAAAAGAUGGAGAUGCUUUAACACUUCAAAGAAAGGUGCUUUGCCCUUGCUAAGACUCUGUGCUAAACAUUUCUUUCCAAUGCCUUCCACAACCUUUUUUCAACUAUGUUUGCAUAAAACACAUCAAAAUGUUUGCCUGCUUUGAAAUAAUCAAUUUUUGAGCUUUGCAAUGUGGGUCCUGUUCUAUAGCAGGAUAUGCUGCUCCUUCAAUGGGAGAGUGAACUGCUGUAACUUGUCCUCUCUUUUUUUCACUUAUGAAUUUGCUGCUACACACUUAAGAACAGCUCCUAUAUAAAAAUGGGUGCAUUUAGAAAUGAUGUAUUUAAUAAUUAGAUAAUAGAUCCUUGAAAUUUAUUUGGCACAUAAAUAUUUGCAUACCUUCAUAUACAGUAUAAUAUGUAACACGAAUACACUGGGAAUGUAUAACCAACACAAAGAAUAGAUGUGGUCUCCCAAAACUUUUGAUGGAGCCCCUUAUAAUUUGUAGAUGAAAUGUAAUUUCUGGUAUGAUAGAAAGGAGAAAUUGCGUUAAAAUAAAUUAAACCAAAGUCA
Molecule: messenger RNA, 3521 nt
Organism: Candoia aspera
Lineage: Eukaryota; Metazoa; Chordata; Lepidosauria; Squamata; Candoiidae
Gene: UBE2G2
Product: ubiquitin conjugating enzyme E2 G2
Exons: 6
Coding region: 162-659 (165 amino acids)
Cellular component (GO): cytosol; endoplasmic reticulum
Source: RefSeq, a predicted model, not a curated record